Aspergillus sclerotioniger CBS 115572 is the source of this 1000-nucleotide messenger RNA. RefSeq names its product alpha/beta fold hydrolase. Bases 7 to 948 code for a protein of 313 amino acids. Lineage: Eukaryota; Fungi; Ascomycota; Eurotiomycetes; Eurotiales; Aspergillaceae. The record is from RefSeq and is a predicted model, not a curated record. The transcript has a single exon.
AUUAUCAUGGCUGUUUCUUCGCACCCACUGGCAGCCACCAAUCUCUACAUAUUGGAUUCAAUAUUCUCCAAUUACGCCUCCUCCAACCCCACUCCCUCCCCAUCAACUAAAAUGGAACCGAGUCUAAUCACUGCACGCGAAAUCGGCCAAGGCCUGCCCGUUUUAAUCAUCCACGGCUGGCAACUCUCCGGAACAGCCGAAGCAAUAGACCUCGAGCCUAUAUUCAGCAAAAUACCCGGCUUUCUUCGCAUUUAUGUGGACCUGCCAGGCAUGGGCACAACCCCUGCAAACAACGUCAAGGAUCUAGAUGACAUCUAUCACCGGCUAGUGCAAUUCAUUGAUUCUCGUCUCGGGACGUCAAGAUUCCUAGUCGCUGGCUCCUCAUGCGGCGGGUAUCUUGCCCGCGCUAUAGCCCUGAAAUACAGCACCCAGGUGGAUGGGUUACUGUUACGCGUACCUCUUAUCGAGCCUACGGAUAGCAAGCGCGAUCUGGAUACUUUCGAGCCCGUGGUUGCAGAUGAGCAGGUCAUGGAGAGUCUCUCGGAUGAAGAUCAGUCCCGGUUGGGGAAUGUUCUCGUGCAAACGCCUGCGUAUGUCGAGGCGUUGAAGACAAAGUACCAGCGGGUUUGGGAUCCGGCGGUGGAAGCCUCAGAUAGUGCAGUGUUGGAUCCGAUUAGAGAAGAUCCGGAUCGGUAUCGCUUGUCGGUUGGGUUGGAUGAUGAGGGGGCGAAGUUCUUUGCUCCGACGUUGGUGGUUUGUGGGAGACAUGAUGGGGUCGUGGGGUAUCGGGAUAGUCUUCGCUUGUUGGAGCUGUAUCCGAGAUCGACGUUUGUGGUGCUGGAUCGGGGGACCCAUGGGCUUCCGGUUGAUGAGAUGGGGGUGUUUGAGGCGCUGGUGAGGGAUUGGAUUGUGAGGGUGGAGGAGUGGAGGGGGAGAUCUUCAGAUUAAUAGUCUGUGUAUUAGUUCGGAUUAUGGUUAGAAGUAGAUGGUGGAAAUAAUG